This is a messenger RNA of Contarinia nasturtii (swede midge), 997 nucleotides long. RefSeq names its product ribonuclease P protein subunit p30 (gene Rpp30). NCBI's taxonomy places the organism in Eukaryota, Metazoa, Arthropoda, Insecta, Diptera, Cecidomyiidae. Gene Ontology annotation, cellular component: nucleolar ribonuclease P complex. Gene Ontology annotation, biological process: tRNA processing. The record is from RefSeq and is a predicted model, not a curated record. Bases 64 to 918 code for a protein of 284 amino acids. The transcript is spliced from 4 exons. Gene Ontology annotation, molecular function: RNA binding.
AGAAUAACAUAACCUCUCUAUUUACUUGAACUACUCGAUGUUCAUGGAGUAAACACAUAAAAAAUGGAAAUAACAAAAGGUUUCUAUGAUUUGAGUGUGCCGUAUCAAAGCAACGAGAGUGAUUUAUUUGCCAUAUUGAAUGAGCUCUACAAUGUUGGCUACCGAACCGUCGCAAUUGAUGAAACGUUUGAUCACACAAAAUGCAAUCGUAAGGUGUCCGAUAUAUUCCCAGCGCCAGCUGAUUUGACGAGUCUUCGUGCAAAAUUCGAAAACAAAUUGAAAAUCUUGAAUCGGCUCUCUAUUGUCUUUACUCAAAAUGUUGUCAUGCACGAUAUGAAUCUGUCGACCAACAUAAAGAAGUACAAUUUGAUUUGCGGCAUACCGAUAAAUGAAACGGCAAUGCACUAUGCGUGCUCAACUUUUCCAGGAGACAUGAUUGGAAUGCUGCACGAUGAGGCAACCAAAGUGUUUCUGAUUGGUCACAAAUAUUACCAAAUGGCAGCUCGUCGUGGUAUUUACUUCGAAGUUCCAUAUGCGCCGGCUAUUCGCAAUUCAAAUCAUCGAAAAGAUGUCAUUGUCAUUGCACAAAAUAUCGUGUCACAUCGAAAACCAAAGAGCAUUGUGAUUACGGGCGGUGCAUUAAAUCCAUUUCAAGUUCGAUCCCCAUACGAUGUGGCCAAUUUAGGACUGAUAUUUGGAUUGAGUGAAGAACAAUCAAAAAGUGCCAUUUCAAACAUUUGCCGAACAAUUCUAUUGAAAGCAGAGGGUCGAAGAUAUGGGAAGACCGUCAUUUUUGCUAAAAACACCAACGAACCGAGCGAUGAAGAUGGAAAUGACAGUGAAUCCGACGAAGAGGAAUCAAAUUCCGAUGAAAGCAUGGACGAAGGGCAUCCACCGAAAAAACUAAAAUUUAGUUAGUUUGAAUUUAAUUAUACACAUUUUGUUAUUAAAAAAAUCGAGCAUUUCCGUUCGUGCGAAAAGUUCGAUAAAAAAUCAA